Dunckerocampus dactyliophorus (ringed pipefish) is the source of this 3071-nucleotide messenger RNA. It is a transcript of the gene wdr20b, whose product is annotated as WD repeat domain 20b. The record is from RefSeq and is a predicted model, not a curated record. The transcript is spliced from 4 exons. Gene Ontology annotation, molecular function: protein binding. Lineage: Eukaryota; Metazoa; Chordata; Actinopteri; Syngnathiformes; Syngnathidae. The coding region runs from base 43 to 1953 and encodes 636 amino acids.
CACAUCCGGGUCCCCGGACAAGGAUGAACGGCGACUUCCAAGAUGGCGGCGGAGGGAGGAGGGAAGGAGACCAACGACAUUAAAACUCAGUUCACCACACGGGAAGGCGUCUACAAACUCCUCACGCACUCCGAGUACAGCCGCCCCAACCGGGUGCCUUUCAACUCGCAGGGCUCCAACCCCGUCAAGGUCUCCUUCGUCAACGUGAACGACCAGUCAGGCAACGGCGACAGGAUUUGCUUCAAUGUGGGCCGGGAGCUCUACUUUUAUAUCUACAAAGGUGUGAGAAAGGCUGCCGACCUCAGCAAGCCCAUAGACAAGAGGAUAUACAAAGGAACGCAGCCCACCUGUCAUGACUUCAACGCCCUCACCGCCACCGCCGAGAGCGUCUCCCUGCUGGUGGGCUUCUCGGCGGGCCAGGUGCAGCUCAUAGACCCCAUAAAGAAGGAGACCAGCAAGCUCUUUAACGAGGAGAGACUCAUCGACAAGUCACGGGUGACGUGCGUACGAUGGGUUCCUGGCUCGGAGAGCCUCUUCUUGGUGGCUCACUCGAGUGGGGCCAUGUACUUGUACAACGUGGAGAACGCGUGUGGCACCGCCGCGCCGCACUACCAGCUCCUCAAGCAGGGGGAAAACUACGCCGUGCACACCUGCAAGAGCAAAUCGGGACGCAACCCCUUACUGCGCUGGACGGUGGGGGACGGGGCGCUCAACGAGUUUGCUUUCUCCCCGGACGGCAAGUUCCUAGCAUGCGCCAGCCAAGACGGCUACUUGCGGGUGUUCGGCUUCGACGCCGCCGAGCUCCACGGCACCAUGAAGAGCUACUUUGGAGGCUUGCUGUGCGUGUGCUGGAGCCCCGACGGACGUUACAUCGUCGCGGGCGGGGAGGACGACCUGGUGUCCGUCUGGUCCUUCUCAGACUGCAGGGUGAUCGCCCGGGGACACGGCCACAAGUCGUGGGUGAGCGUGGUGGCCUUCGACCACUGCACCACCAGUGUGGAGGACGGCGACCCUCCCGCCGAGUUCAGCGGCAGCGAUGAGGACUUUUACGAGCAGAUUCACUUUAGCGCAGGGCGGGACAGGGCCAACAGCGCCCAUUCCAGGCUUUCCAACAGGAACUCUACAGACAGUCGGCCUGUUAGCAUGACCUACAGAUUUGGGUCAGUGGGCCAGGACACACAGCUGUGUCUGUGGGACCUGACCGAGGACAUCCUCUUCCCUCACCUCCCGUUGUCUCGCACUAGGACUCACACUAAUGUCAUGAGUGCCACUAGCCCUCCAGCCACUGGACAAAACGCAACAAACACUAUAUCCACUUCCACCACUAAUCCCAGUGGCACUAAUGGCAAAGACGCUGUUAGCAAUAGCAGCACGGGCGGCAACACGCCAAACUCCCUGCCGGGCACGCUGCCUCGCUCCAACAGCCUUCCGCAAUCCCCCAACCCCGCGGGCGGCGGCAGCACGCCCAACAGUCACACCGGCAGCAGCAACAGCAGCUGCAGCAGCAGCAACAACAACACAGCCAAGGGCAGCAGCAUCAUCGACAGCGCCCUGAUCGCCGCCGGCGUCGGCAAGUUCGCCACGCUGUCGUUGUACGAGUCGCGCAAGGAGCGCCCGGAGAAGGACCACAAGCGCGUGCACAGCGUGGGUGGCGUCGGCAGCAAGAGCACCGACAAGCUCACCCAGCUGAGCGCCUCGCGGGCGCCCAAGGGUGACACGGCCAAGACGCUGGGCACGGUGCUGUGCCCGCGCAUGGAGGAGGUGCCGCUGCUGGAGCCGCUGGUGUGCAAGAAGAUCGCCCAUGAGAGACUCACUGUGUUAAUCUUCCUGGAGGACUGUCUGGUCACGGCCUGUCAGGAGGGCUUCGUUUGCACGUGGGCGAGGCCUGGGAAAGUGGGAUUGCUAUCAUCUCAGAACAACCCCACCAACUCCCCCAGUGGAACGGUCGUAUAGCCCCGCCCCCUCCCAGGAAAGAGGCCGCGUCCGGCAGGGUGUCGCUGCUACGGCGGUCGCCGCUUCAUAGAAACUUGACGCCUUUUGUCUGCAGUGAAAUGGGUGCUAUUUUCCGAGAGGUGGGAGGUGGCGGGGGUGGGGGUAAGCAAGCUUUAAAAUGGUCAGACUGGGUGAUGUAGGGGUGCCGUGGUGGUUCUGCCUAGAGUUUUGUGAGCCUCUAUGCGGCCCACAUGAUGUGAUGUUCUUCUUUACGGGCCCCUGAAAGGAACAAAGAUGAUUUGAAUUGGAAACUCCAGGGAGUUCUUCUUAAAAUCACACCAAGUGUAUUUGCACAAAUUUAGCUUUUUUUGUUUUUUUAAAACUCCCAUCUAAGGAAGACAAGUAGGUUAGGAAGCCCCGCCCCCACGCUGGAUGCUGCAAUCAUCUUUUUUUUUUCUUCUUUUAUGAUUUAGAAAAAUAACAUUUGCACUUAAAAGUUUGUUCGAGGACAAGAGAUGUACUUGUUUUGGGAGUGUUGAAAAAUAUGUAAAAAUAGGAUAAUUAAAAACCUUUCUACCGUUUAUUUUAAUAUUGUUUUCAGACAGCACAGGCUCUGUAUUAUAUGUAAAUAUUGUAUUUCAAUGAUUUAUGGAGAUGAUUAAUAGUUUAAAAAGAGCCUCUUUUGAGAGAAUAGAGUUAUUUCUAACACAGAAUCUAUAAUAUUAAAACAUUUUGAAUAUGCAGAUUUUUUUUUCUCCAACUUGUGUUGUACAUAAAGAGAAUUCAGGUGUAUUUUUAUUAACGCAACGUUUGCUAUAUAGGAGAUCCUUUUAUCUAACUGGUAGGGCUGAAUACUAGCCUGUCUGGAAGGACGGCAGGACACGUUCAGCCAUCACUUGAGCUCAGGUAAAACGCAGGAACGCACGCCGGCCUAGUGUGAAUUGACUCGACGCGUUAAUAUGAAUUUUUAUUUGAUUUUAUUUUUUAAACAAUGUCGAUACAAUUCAUGCUAUCUCAGGUUGUUGCUUGGGAGGUGUGAGGGUGUUUCCCUGCCGCCCACUUUGGGGGAAAACUGAGGAUUUGAACGGUGGCAGCCUUUUCCUCCAUGUGACGCCUAUUAAAAAAACCUGUUUGCCAGA